Molecule: messenger RNA, 1130 nt
Organism: Pleuronectes platessa (European plaice)
Lineage: Eukaryota; Metazoa; Chordata; Actinopteri; Pleuronectiformes; Pleuronectidae
Product: homeobox expressed in ES cells 1
Exons: 4
Coding region: 588-1130 (180 amino acids)
Biological process (GO): forebrain development; pituitary gland development; regulation of transcription by RNA polymerase II
Cellular component (GO): nucleus
Molecular function (GO): RNA polymerase II cis-regulatory region sequence-specific DNA binding; DNA-binding transcription repressor activity, RNA polymerase II-specific
Source: RefSeq, a predicted model, not a curated record
AUUCAGCUUUUGUGUUUGUGUCAUGGUGGCAGUUUGACAAAAAAGACUCCUGGCCCCUAAUCUCACACACAGAAUAUCACCUGAGGGGAAACUCGCACACUUUGUGCAUCACACGCACACUAAACUUUUUAAUUCUCUUAUAAAAACUUUAGCAAAUUCUCUCCCCUCCUGCAGAUUUGUGGCAUUCGAUCGUGAAAGUCAAAAUUUAAAUCCAGGCGGCCUUUAAGUAACUCACAUACUCAGCAGAGAUUAGCCGCUGUAUGGAACCUCAGGGAAUCUCAUUCACAUGGAAAACCACUCCCUAAUUCUAAUUGGUGGCCAGUGUAAAUCCUCCUCUCCUUUUUAAAGCAGUUUGUCUUCCUGCUGCUUCUCUUGUUCCUCAGACCAAACCAGCGUCUCACCUCUCAGGUCACUUUGUCCCACGGACCCAGAGGGAAGCAGCGGCAGAAUCAAGGACAUUUUAAAUUGAAGAAAAUCCACGUAUGGAACUUGUUUUUUCCAGGAAUCAGAAGAACUUAGUUUAGUUUGCAGUCAGUGGUUCUGGAAUCUCACUGUCUGCUGUUAGUGGUGUUUACUGAUCAGUCAUCAUGGCCUCGGCUCUGGUUCCCAGAUUAGUGUUUUCCAUCGAUCGGAUUCUGGGUUCGGAGCUGGAAAGACCGGGAAACUGCCGGAAGCUCCACAGACCGUGGGCAGAGGUUGGAGCAGAGAAGGAGAACAGAGGAAACAGCCUCGGCUCCAAACAUCAACACUGUUACACACAACAACAACAACAACAACAACAGAUGAACUCUCACAGGUCGACAUCCAACUGGUACGUCGGACGCAGACCACGCACUGCCUUCACCAGCGGCCAGGUGAAUGUCCUGGAGACAGUGUUUCAGGUGAACUGUUACCCAGGCAUCCAGCUGAGGGAGCAGCUGGCAGUGAGACUCAACCUGGAAGAGGACCGAAUACAGAUCUGGUUUCAGAACCGACGAGCCAAGAUGAGGCGUUCACUCAGAGAAACCCGUCUGCGGCUGGUCCAGACGGCCGUGGCCGACCUCGAGGUCAGCCACCAGGUCGAAGGUCAACUGAAGGUCAAAUGUGACGCAGGAGAGGGUGACCUGGAGCGACUCGCCUCUCAUCUCUGA